Molecule: messenger RNA, 618 nt
Organism: Scutellospora calospora
Lineage: Eukaryota; Fungi; Glomeromycota; Glomeromycetes; Diversisporales; Gigasporaceae
Source: the annotation of a GenBank genome assembly
GUCCGUGUGGAUCGCGCCCGGGUGGUACGAGUAGAACUUGACGUUGCCCUUCGGGUUGUCGUAGCCAAAGUGCGUGAUGAUCUGAUUCGCAGCGGCCUUAGUGCUGCAGUACGCGCUGCCUCCGGGCACCACAAAUUGCGCGGCGGCCGAAGAGACGUGGAUGACGCUCUUCGGGCCGCCGGUGGCGGUCGAGGGGAUGGCCAUGAACUCGCGCACGAUGUGGAAGAGGCCGAGGACGUUGACGCUGUAGCUCUCAGCCAUGGACUCGGUCGAGACGUCUUUGGCCGGCUUGUUGCCGUCGUAGCCAACGUUGCUCGUGGCGCAGGGGACGAGGACGUCGACUUCGCCUACGGAUUGCAGGACUUCGGUGAUGCGCGGGAAGUCGGACUGCGAGGCGAUGUAGGUCUCGACUUUGGUGUUGGGGUACGCCUUCUCGAGGCUUGCCUUUGCGGCGGCGAGGACGCUUUCGCGGCGCUGGAGGAUGAUGAUGCGGGCGAUGCCGGCUUUGGCGAAGGACUCGCUGAUGGAGUAGCCGAUGCCAGUCGCUGGGAGGAGGGUCUUGCCCUUCGCCUCGAACUUGGUGUUGGAGGGCGAGACACGGUCGUAGGUUUUGGCAUG